Molecule: messenger RNA, 1657 nt
Organism: Achroia grisella
Lineage: Eukaryota; Metazoa; Arthropoda; Insecta; Lepidoptera; Pyralidae
Product: mitochondrial nicotinamide adenine dinucleotide transporter SLC25A51
Exons: 3
Coding region: 191-1114 (307 amino acids)
Source: RefSeq, a predicted model, not a curated record
UUACCAAUUUAUACGACAAUAAUUAAUUUUAUUCACAUGUACGACUUGUAACAUAAUAACAUAGGUUAAUAUGCUGUAACUAUAGAAUCUUGUUAGACAGCUUUAUUUAACUAAUUUAUAUAAUUAAUUAGUUGUCUGAUUAAUGACAGUAAUUUAAUUAAUAAUGAUGAAAAAUGGAACCUGAAAAGUAAUGUCAUGUGAUUGUAAGAAGGUUGACAUGACAGAGCAUCAGUUAUUGGAAAGAAAGUGUUUGAAUGAGAGUGGCAUGGAGGUACCAAUGCCAACCCCGGGCUUGCCUAUCCACUGGAAGGAGUUUGUAUGUGGAGGUGGCUCGGCUUUCUGCAACAUACUCAUAAGUUAUCCACUCAACAAACUCAUCUUUCGACAGAUGAUGCAUGGAGUAGAAACAACUUUUGCACUAAAUCAAUUGCAGAAAGAAGGAUUAGGUUACUUGUAUAGAGGCAUGUUGCCUCCACUAUUGCAGAGGUCCCUCUCAAUGUCCCUUAUGUUUGGUGUAUAUGAUGAAUGUUUAACACCCCUGCUUGAUUGCAAAGUUAAUCCUUACAUUGCCAAAACAAUAGCUGGAGUUGCAGCCGGUUGCUUCGAAGCUACACUCAUGCCUUUUGAAAGGAUUCAAACGUUACUCAUUCAUCCUAAAUACCACAACCAAUUCAAGAAUACCGCCCACGCUGCUGGAUAUAUUGUUAAACAUUACAGCGUUAAAGAAUUUUAUAGAGGACUUGUUCCUAUACUGUUAAGAAAUGGUCCUUCUAAUGCCAUGUUUUUUAUUAUCCGUGAUGAAGUGCGCGAUAGACUGCCACGGCAGGAGCAUCUUGUGUAUCAAAGCAUUCAAAACUUUAUAGCUGGUGCAACAAUCGGAGCUCUACUGAGCACACUUUUCUAUCCAUUGAAUGUUAUUAAAAUAGCUAUGCAGUGUGAAUUAGGUGGACCCCACAGAACAAUAUCUUAUGAAUUUAAGUAUAUAUUUUACAAUCGUGGCUCAAAAUUAUCAAACUUCUACCAUGGAGCGUUAUUGAAUAUAUCACGGGCAUUUUUAAGUUGGGGCAUUAUAAAUGCGUCGUAUGAAAUAUGUAGGAAAUUAUUAUAUGCCUAGUCAAAUAGUAUUAUAAAGGUUAAAAUGAUGUAUUGUAAAUGUUAUUUAUUUGUAUCUAAAAGUGAUUUGGGUGCUGUGUAUUUUGAAAAGAAGCAGAAAGAGUUGUUAGUAAUAUAUGUAGUUAAUUAUCCCUGUUGCUAUAAUUCAUUCUGCUCUAUUUUAGUGAAUAAUAUGUUUUUAUUCUUGACUAGUAUUCCCUAUUAAAAGAUUUUUACAAAGUACACAUAAAUACCUAUACUAUUAAACAGAGUUAUUAUUCUAUACUCAUUAAAUGUUGAACAUUUGUACAUACAAAUCACAAUGCAAUAUUUAUUUACAAUUUGCAUAUUUAUUGUUUCACAUAUUAUUUUAAGUAGUUAAUUUUAAUUGAUAAUUUUAUUAAGCAUUUAUUUGAAAAUGUAAUGGAGUGCUUGUGAUUGGAAAUACUCAUAUUUGUUCCAAUCAUUUGUUAUUAUCAAUAAUGUGAACAUCGAUCAAAUCAUUUUUUGUAUGUAUAUGUCUAUAUCAUCUCAACUAGUCGUGAACGGUAUACCAAAAUCUGUA